GCGAACGCCCGCAAGUCGAGAAAAAGAGUAGCUAUUGGCCAAUCCGGCGAGGCCCGCUUUUUAGAAGCUCGGCUUCCUAGGAAGAUGAAAGACCAGCGGAAGCUCCGCCCCUCUCGCCAAAGGGCACGGGAACUCUCCUCGAGAUUGGUUGGGGACUGCAUCCACCCAAGUGUCACCGUUUUCUUCUCGUCAAGAAAAUAAGCAGCCUUUUCGGCCAGAAAUUCCACAGCCUGACCGAGAAGAUAGGAAGCUGGUUGCUCCCGUGAGGCCAUGACAGAGGGAGGGAAAGAGGACGUUUGAAAACAAAAUCCCAACUCGGGACCUAUUUAGUGCGGCGGGGGCGGAGCGACAAUUCUCGCGCUCAGGCCCAACUGCAGCUGCGCAGAGUCACAUUUCCGUCCCCGCCCCCGCGAGCCUGCAGAACGAGCUGUCAUGGCGGCCGGGGUGUUAGGUUUGUGCGCUCGCCGCCUUUUAGCAGCAGCGGCGACGCGAGGGCUCCCGGCUGCCCGUGUUCGCUGGGAGUCCGGCUCCUCCAGGGCUGUGAUCGCCCCGUCCGCUCUGGUGGGAAAGCGGCCGCCGGAACCGACUAUACGCUUGCAGGAGGACCCAGAUCCGGAGGACGAAAACCUCUAUGAGAAGAACCCAGAUUCCCACGGUUAUGACAAGGACCCCAUUGUGGACCUCUGGAACAUGCGGGUCGUCUUCUUCUUUGGCUUCUCCAUCGUCUUGGUCCUUGGCAGCACCUUUGUGGCUUAUCUGCCUGACUACAGGAUGCAGGAGUGGGCCCGCCGGGAAGCUGAGAGGCUCGUGAAAUACCGAGAGGCCAACGGCCUCCCCCUCAUGGAAUCCAACUGCUUCGACCCCAACAAGAUCCAGCUGCCGGAGGAUGAGGACUGACCUGGGGCCGAGAGAGGCUUAAGAAGCACCUCUUUCUUUAUCUCCUGUCUGCCAUUCUGCCCUUCUCUCAGAGCACCUAAUUAAAGGGACUGAAAAUGUG
Sus scrofa (pig) is the source of this 997-nucleotide messenger RNA. It is a transcript of the gene NDUFB11, whose product is annotated as NADH:ubiquinone oxidoreductase subunit B11. The record is from RefSeq and is a predicted model, not a curated record. Lineage: Eukaryota; Metazoa; Chordata; Mammalia; Artiodactyla; Suidae. Gene Ontology annotation, cellular component: respiratory chain complex I.